Molecule: messenger RNA, 1253 nt
Organism: Capsicum annuum
Lineage: Eukaryota; Viridiplantae; Streptophyta; Magnoliopsida; Solanales; Solanaceae
Product: protein MIZU-KUSSEI 1
Exons: 1
Coding region: 45-890 (281 amino acids)
Biological process (GO): hydrotropism
Source: RefSeq, a predicted model, not a curated record
UACAUCAAGACAUUGAUCCCUCUCAUUUCCUCUCAUUCAACCUAAUGGCCUUUCGAUUCAAGAACCAAAAUCCCAAACCAUCCUCUAUAUACUCUAGUCCAUUCAACCAAAUUGAAACCCCUCCAUUAUUAUCAUUGCUCCAACGUACCACCAAUCAUCACAAUUGUACAACAACAACAACAAAUACAAAUACUAAUACUAAUACUACUAACACAAAUACAAACACCAAAAAAUCAAGAAAAUCUUCUAGUAGUGGUACCAGUGGUGGCAUUCUUAAAAUGUUUAAACUCCUCCCUAUGUUAACAACAGGUUGCAAAAUGGUUGCAUUAUUAGGUGGACGUCCAAGAAAUAAACCAAUGUUAACAGAUAAAGCUACAACAAUAACAUUAUUUGGUUACAAAAAAGGUAGAGUUAGCCUAGCAGUUCAAGAAGAUCCUCAUAGACCUCCAAUCUUUGUGAUCGAGCUACCGAUGCUCACCGGGGUUUUUCAUAAGGAAAUGGCAUCAGAUAUAGUGAGACUAGCACUAGAAAGUGAAACUAAGACACAUAAAAAGAAAGUGCUAGAGGAGUUUGUGUGGGCUGUUUAUUGUAAUGGGAGGAAAGUUGGGUAUUCAAUAAGGAGGACUAGUAAAAAUAUGAGUGAUGAUGAAGCACAUGUUAUGCAAUUAUUGAGAGGUGUUUCAAUGGGUGCUGGAGUUCUUCCUUGUCCAAUAAUACAUCAUGAUGAGAAGGAGAGUAGUGGUGGUGGUGGUAUUGAUGGAGAAAUUACUUAUAUGAGGGCAAGAUUUGAUAAGGUUGUUGGAUCAAAAGAUUCAGAAGCAUUUUAUAUGAUUAACCCUGAUGGUGCAUCCGGUCAAGAAUUGAGUAUUUUCUUUGUAAGACUUCAUUGAAUCUUUGAUCAGACGUCUCGAGUUUGAGGUCAGAAAAUGAAAAACUGGCUCGACAGGAAAUAGUUUUACAUCUAGUGUGUCAGGAUUUCUUAUAUCGGUUCUUGAGGAGUGAUUUGAUUUUUUCAUUUGGUCUUGGGUAAUCGGUGAUCCUCACCUCAUUAGUUAGAUUUUAGAGUUGACUUAGACGCAAUGUCUAUUUCUUCAUAUGGUAUCAGAGCCAGACCUUAUUUUGAUUCUUGAUUUAUCUCAUGUUGGACUGUGCACCAUUUUAACUAUGUCGUCUACGCUCCAAUUAGUAAGGUGUGCGAAGAUGUUAGAAUUUCUCACAUCUGUUCUCUAUGGGUAAUUUCAUUAAUCUUCAUC